This is a messenger RNA of Odobenus rosmarus divergens (Pacific walrus), 1770 nucleotides long. It is a transcript of the gene RNF121, whose product is annotated as ring finger protein 121. NCBI's taxonomy places the organism in Eukaryota, Metazoa, Chordata, Mammalia, Carnivora, Odobenidae. Gene Ontology annotation, cellular component: Golgi membrane; endoplasmic reticulum membrane. The transcript has 9 exons. Bases 337 to 1320 code for a protein of 327 amino acids. Gene Ontology annotation, molecular function: ubiquitin protein ligase activity; metal ion binding. The record is from RefSeq and is a predicted model, not a curated record.
AGAGUGAGGGAGCGUCGCGAAAGUUGACGGUUUAGAGCCUCUUCUUUUUGGCUGUCCAAAGGGGAAAAUUGGUGAAAUAUUUUCACUAAAAAUAAUACAAGUCCAGUUUCUCAUUCUCCAAGAACCCUCCUCCACCGAAGCUUGGAAGUGCAUGGAAACCCCCUCUCCCUGACCUUUAAGGAGUACCAGGUAGACGGUCUCUUAGUCCCUCUCGGAGCUCCGCCUGCCUUGAUGCCCCGCCCCCUGCUGGAGCUCGAGCCGCCGAUUGGUUAGGAGCACUUGAGCGGCGGAAGCAGCUGGCUCGCGCGGGGACGGGGGAGGGGGAGAGUUGUGAAGAUGGCGGCAGUGGUGGAGGUGGAGGUUGGAGGAGGUCCUGCCGGGGAACGGGAGCUAGAUGAGGUUGAUAUGUCAGACCUCUCCCCAGAGGAGCAGUGGAGGGUUGAGCACGCACGCAUGCAUGCCAAGCACCGCGGCCAUGAAGCCAUGCACGCUGAAAUGGUCCUCAUCCUCAUCGCUACUUUGGUGGUGGCCCAGCUGCUCCUGGUGCAGUGGAAACAAAGGCACCCCCGCUCCUACAAUAUGGUGACCCUCUUUCAGAUGUGGGUUGUUCCCCUCUAUUUCACAGUGAAGCUGCAUUGGUGGAGGUUCCUAGUGAUCUGGAUCUUGUUCUCUGCUGUCACAGCUUUUGUCACCUUCCGAGCCACCCGAAAACCACUAGUACAGACAACCCCAAGGUUGGUUUAUAAGUGGUUCCUGUUGAUCUAUAAAAUCAGCUAUGCCACUGGCAUUGUUGGCUACAUGGCUGUCAUGUUUACCCUCUUUGGUCUCAAUUUAUUAUUCAAGAUCAAACCAGAAGACGCCAUGGAUUUUGGCAUUUCUCUCCUCUUCUAUGGCCUCUAUUAUGGAGUUCUUGAGCGAGACUUUGCAGAAAUGUGUGCAGACUACAUGGCAUCUACCAUAGGGUUCUACAGCGAGUCGGGCAUGCCUACCAAACACCUCUCGGACAGUGUGUGUGCUGUGUGUGGGCAGCAGAUCUUUGUGGAUGUCAGUGAAGAGGGCAUCAUCGAGAACACAUAUAGGCUGUCUUGCAAUCACGUAUUCCACGAGUUCUGCAUCCGUGGCUGGUGCAUCGUGGGAAAGAAGCAGACGUGUCCCUACUGCAAAGAGAAGGUAGACCUCAAGAGGAUGUUCAGCAACCCCUGGGAGAGGCCUCACGUCAUGUAUGGGCAACUGCUGGAUUGGCUUCGGUACUUGGUAGCCUGGCAGCCUGUCAUCAUUGGCCUGGUGCAAGGCAUCAACUACGUCCUGGGCCUGGAGUAGCCAGGAAGAAGAGCAUCCGCCCGCUACGGACCUCAGGGCACUCUCCUCCCUGCCCUCCAAGACCUCCUGGGUGGGAAGGACUCAAAAGGGGCCCUUGGGCCACUCAGGACCCCUCCGGCUGUGCCCGGGCUGGGGAGGGAGAUGAUGGAGAGCCAGCCAGUGGGGCUGUCAGCAGUGGGGGCUUUUUAAAAGAAAACUAUUUUGAUGAAUAUAUUUAAAAACCUUUUUUAUUGUGAAGCAUAGGAAUUGCCCCAACUCCUCCAGGCCUCGCCCUCCUUGCUUGAGCAUGGCAGGAGCAGAGCCACAUUUUUGGUUUAAAGGAGCCUUCUCAUCUCUGGCUGAGAGCCUCAGCCUCCACUCCUCCCCUCCCGCCCCCCCGCCAGCCCUUCCUUCCCUCCGUGGGGCUCCAGCCUGCUUCACUCCCGUGUGGGAGAGCUCAUGGUCUCUGCC